Scleropages formosus (Asian bonytongue) is the source of this 4235-nucleotide messenger RNA. RefSeq names its product sema domain, immunoglobulin domain (Ig), transmembrane domain (TM) and short cytoplasmic domain, (semaphorin) 4F (gene sema4f). Bases 38 to 2419 code for a protein of 793 amino acids. Gene Ontology annotation, molecular function: semaphorin receptor binding; chemorepellent activity. NCBI's taxonomy places the organism in Eukaryota, Metazoa, Chordata, Actinopteri, Osteoglossiformes, Osteoglossidae. Gene Ontology annotation, cellular component: plasma membrane. The transcript is spliced from 14 exons. Gene Ontology annotation, biological process: positive regulation of cell migration; neural crest cell migration; semaphorin-plexin signaling pathway. The record is from RefSeq and is a predicted model, not a curated record.
UCCUCGGACACCUGCGGCGCUUCCUCGUCUUCGGAUCAUGACGGCAGCUGCGGACUGGAUCGCGCGCGCAUGUCUCGUGUGGUGGUGCUGCUGCUGCUGCUUCUUCUUGCCCUCGUGCUUCGCGGCACCGUCGUCGGUCAGCAGCGCCGCAGGGUUGGAUGCCCAAGUCCACAAUGUGUCCAACAUCAGCACCUUCCUGAUGGAUACAGCCUCUGGGAUUCUGUACCUGGGAGCCUGUGAUGCCAUCCUGGCUGUGGACACCAACAACAUCAAGAAAACCAUGAAGAAUCCCAAGAAGAUCAUCUGGGACGUCCCUGAAGAAAAGCGGAGCGCUUGUGUAGCCAAGGGAAAGACAAAGGAGGAUUGUCGCAACUACAUCCGGCUGCUGGAGUUCCUGAGCGACGGCAGGAUCUACGUCUGCGGCACCUACGCCUUUGACCCCCAGUGUGCCACAGUUAAUGUCCUGGAUUUCUCCCUGGAGAAGGCAGAGGAUGGUGGUGUGAAGAUGGAGACAGGGAAGGGGAAGUGUCCCUUUGAGCCCAGCCAGCACUAUACCGCUGUCAUGGCAGAUGGAGUCCUGUACACUGCUGCCACCAGCAACUUCCUGGGCACCCUGUUUGAUAUCUCCAGGGCCACGGGGAACGAGGCGGAGCGAAUCCGCACCCACCAGUCCAUCAACUGGCUCAGCGACCCAGAGUUUGUGAGCUCUGCCUUCAUCCAGGAAAGCCCCGACAAUCCCAAAGGAGAGGAUGACAAGAUCUACUUCUUCUUCACAGAGGUCGCCAAAGAGUAUGAUCUCUACACAAAGGUCAAAGUGCCCAGGGUGGCUCGUGUGUGCAAGGGGGAUGUGGGGGGUAUGAAGACCCUCCAGAAACGCUGGACAACCUUCCUGAAGGCGCAGCUGGUGUGUGAGGACCGUGUUGGCGGCCAGCGUUACAGCAUCCUGACAGACGUCUACACCGUGGAGCACCGACCAGGGGAUCCCAGCAGCACCCAUUUCUAUGGCAUUUUCACCUCACAGUGGGAGAAGGAGCCUCUCUCCGCCGUUUGUGUCUACAGCCUGGAGGACAUCAAGAAGGUGAUGGAUGGGCCUUUCAAAGAGCUGAAGAAGAACUGUGAAAACUGGAUCAACCCAGAGCCCGUCCCCAGCCCUAGACCAGGACAGUGCAUCACGAGCGCCCUGAAGGCAGAGGGGUUCGAGUCCUCCCUGAAGCUGCCAGACAAGGUGUUGACGUUUGUGCGUGACCACCCCCUGAUGGAGAACAGUGUGGUCGCAGCGCCCCUGCUGGUGAGACGAGGAAUAACCUACACCAAGAUCGCAAUCGCGCCGCCACCUGUGUCACAGGACGGUCUGAGCAGCGCAGCCGUCCUGCUCCUGGGCACAGAUCGUGGGGAACUGCACAGAGUUUCUGUGGUGGGACAGAACACCACGCUGCUCCUGGAGACCCCCGUCUUCUCAGCCCAGGAGCCCGUCAACAACAUCCUUUUGCACAGGGACCAAGCGCUGGUGGGCUCUCCUCGCACCCUGGUGAACAUCCCGGCCGAAGGGUGCGCCCUGUACCCAAGCUGUGAGGUGUGUGCACGAGCGCGGCGCCUCGGCUGUGUGUGGCGACCUAAGGAAGGGGCAUGUGCUCCGGAGUUGGCAGAAACCAUCCAGACGGAGUCUGAUGAUGCUCUUCGGAGGUGUGACAGUAGAGAAGGCCGCUGCGCACCAGCAGAGAAGGAACUCCGUGUGAGUGAGGGGCUGCGCAUCCUGCUGCCCUGCGUCCAGAUCUCCACGCGACCCUGCUCCUGGGAUUACCCCGAGGACCGACACACGCGGCAGCACCACUCGGACUUGGAGGUCACCGUGUCGAGGGACAACGUGGGCCGCUACGCGUGCUACUGCGAGGACGGUGGGCGUGAGCAGGCUCCGUGCCGAAGGGCCGCGUACGUGCUCACCCUGCAGGACCCCAGUACGAGCAGCGUCGCGGCCCUGUCCGGAGGGCGACAUAUCGUGGCCGCCUACCUCUUGAGCUUGUUCGUCGGGGUCAUCUUGGGCUUCCUGCUCUGCGUGCUCCUCCGGAAGGGCCGUUCCGGUGCCGGCCGCUCGUCCGAGAAGCGUCGCGACUUCCUGCCGUCCUCUGACACGCCCCAGACCCCCAGCAGCGCGAGUCUGCUCUCUGAGGGCGUCCCCCUCACAGAGAAGAGGAACGGGACGCUCAAUGGGCACGGAGCCAUCUACGCCAACUGUAGCGGCGCAAGGAUGCAGGAGCCGGUGGUGAACCUCGCCGUGGAGCUCGACGCCAAGGAGAAGACGAGUCCGGAGGAGAUGGCUGAGCAGCUGGAGGAGGAGAUAGCGUCAGGGCUCGAGGAAUUCCCCGAGGUCAAAGUGCCCAGGGGCGCCCCUUUGGCCCAGUGUGAGGAGAGUUCCAUAUGAUGCCCAGUCAGUGGAACACCCCUGGAGCUCCAGCUAGUAGCUCAGAGAACAGGCCAGAAAAAGAGCACGCACGCACGCACACACACACACACACACACACACACACACACACACACACACGUGUGCGCAAACUCUAGACUCCCUCCUCUGCCUGUGUGGGUCUGUCCUCCCAUUCAGUGAGAGGUCCAGUAGAGGCUUUCUAUGUACCUGUGCUCUGUGGAGGGUGAGACUGGACCCGCUAACCCCUUUCCUGCACAGUAAGUGUGUCGCUAUGGCUGCUCCCAGAAAAAGAGAAUGAUGCACAUUUACAGGGCGAAUGCAGGCCAGAGCAACCCCCCACCCCACAGUAACAGUUUGUUACCUUGAGUCCCAUAGCUGCAUCAAGGUGACACACUACACACACAGCUCGACGUAGAGCGACGGACACCAGCAGCUGAAGAGCAGUACAUAAAGUCCCAUUUGGGUCCUUUAGAAAAUCAGGGUGGAACAGCCAGGCUCUGACAACUGGGCUCCUUUUCAAAAGAGGGAAAAGGUAUCAAACCCUUAUUGAGUGGCGUAGCCUGGCCCCCCACAUGCCUCUCUGCUCACAGCAGGUUGCCCUCCACUUCCGAAAACUAGUGGCAAGGAGGAGGCACCUGGAGGAUCUCGAAAAGCCAGGGACGUAGUGGGUGGGUCGGGACACCGCAGUUCCGGCACCUCUCGGACUCGGAACGCCUCUGCAGAGCUCUACCUGUGGUGUGAAUGAAGGGUAAAAGUUUCUUUCGCAUUUUAUAGCAGCUUAUUCCUACUUGGAAGUGCAGGGGAGCACACUUGUGUGAGAGAGCAACACACACCUAUGCAGACGUAGCAAACCAAACAAGGUGGCGAAACGCACAGUACAGCCGGGAGCGGCGCUGCUGCGACUGGAUGGUACCGCAGUCUCCCCACUGGAUGCACUUUGAGGUCUGCGCCAAGGAGCACGCGGAGCUUUACGGGACACGUGCGAGAUGGACAAAUGCAAGCGAGGUGGUGAUGGUUAGUGCGGUGUGACACGUGUGCGUGUUCGUGGCGAAGCGGGUGCGGUGACAUGUAUGCGGAUGAUGUGGGCUGCAGGUCUUUUACCACCAAGGUGUCACUGGACGCUGCCCUGUAGGUGAGAGGUGAGGAUCACACUUUGGCGAACUAAUGCUUGUAAUGUGUUUAAAACUGGAUGAUUACAAAACACCGUUUGUGUAAAUUGUGUUGAUAUAUAAAUGUGUUCAACAGAGCAGCCCUUUGCUUUACUGCAGUAAAUAAAACCCACGGGUGACUCUUGUCGUCUGUGUUUGCCAGAUAAAGAUGCAUGUCACUGCCAUUCGUCUCGAGUUGUCGGAGUGUUUUUUGUCCUUCCUGCUUGUGCGUUUGUGUCUUUUGCAAGGAGAAGGUAACGCAGGGAAGUGUGUGUACAGUCAUGCCGGUGUUUCUGCUCAGCACCUUGUAGCACUGUGUGUCACCGGUACGCAGCUGACCUGGAGGCCUCGUUUGGAGAAAACACACACACACACAGUUACUGUACUCUCGUGGGUCUCCAAAGUGUAUUCCGCUUUCCAGGAAGGGUCACUACUCGUGUCUCGCAGGUGUCCCACCUUCCUGUCCUGCAAGAGUCUGUUUCCUCCAAACAUUCGAGUCCCCGUUCAGCUGAUGAUGAGGCAUCUGAGAGCGGUGCCGUAAAAGUGCUAGUUUUUCCCCUCAUAAUUUAUUUUUGUUAUUUUAAAAAGCACCUGUAACAUCUUGGCUGAUGAAAAGGAACUUGUACAAGACAGGCAACUUGGUCUCUUCAAGGGGACCUGGAGGUGCU